Schistocerca gregaria is the source of this 2114-nucleotide messenger RNA. Its product is annotated as putative tRNA (cytidine(32)/guanosine(34)-2'-O)-methyltransferase. Bases 494 to 1240 code for a protein of 248 amino acids. Gene Ontology annotation, cellular component: cytoplasm. The transcript is spliced from 8 exons. Gene Ontology annotation, molecular function: tRNA methyltransferase activity. Lineage: Eukaryota; Metazoa; Arthropoda; Insecta; Orthoptera; Acrididae. The record is from RefSeq and is a predicted model, not a curated record. Gene Ontology annotation, biological process: cytoplasmic translation; tRNA methylation.
GGCAAGCUUUGGACACAUGUUGUUGUUAUUGUGUACACUAUACAGUAUACAGAGUCUGUUCGGGAUAGCGAGGAAUUGGUGGUAGGCGGGAAAUUAGUUUUGAUUGCAUAGUUUAAUAUGUUUGUUCCCGGAAGAAGUUGGAGUGUGUAAUUUUCGUUAUUUGCAUGUCAACACAAGCUUGCAUAACUCGAGAGCGUUCGUAUACAACGUCGUUUAAGUAACAACCUAGUAACUGGGUGUUGAUAUUUACACGUUGUGCUGGCAUGGCAUGUCCUGACAUUAUUGCCAACAAAAUAUUAGACUCAAAUAUCCCUUUCUAUUUUUGGGGCUUCCUUCGGGUGCCUUUUCUGUAACGACUACCUCGUCGGUGGGAUUUUAAACUCGAAUUUUUCACCUCUCCUUGUAAAAGAACGUCCAGUAAAGCGCAGUGGUGUUCAAAACUAUCAUCCUGUGGAUCUCUGCUUACUACAAUUUCUUGCUCUUCAGUCAGAAAAUGGGGAAAACAACAAAAGACAAGAGAGAUAUUUACUACCGCAUGGCAAAAACUGAAGGGUGGAGAGCAAGGAGUGCUUUUAAACUGAUACAAAUUGAUGAAGAAUAUAAUAUACUUUCAGGUGUACAAAGAGUUGUUGACCUUUGUGCAGCCCCAGGUAGCUGGAGUCAGGUUUUGUCCCAGAAAUUAAGGGCCAAAAAUGAGAGUGCAGACGAUAGUGUGAAGAUAGUGGCAGUGGAUUUGCAGUCAAUGGCCCCAAUUCCUGGUGUUAUCUGCAUACGGGGUGACAUAACAGACACCAAUACAGCUGAAAGAAUAAUAAAAGAGUUUGAUGGAUGUCCAGCAGAUCUUGUCAUUUGUGAUGGUGCACCAGAUGUUACUGGUCUACAUGAUCUUGAUGAGUAUGUUCAAUCGCAGUUGUUGCUAGCUGCAUUUAAUAUUACAUCACAUGUCUUGAAGCCAGGUGGAACAUUUCUUGCAAAGGUGUUCCGUGGAAAUGAUAUUGAUUUGGUUUAUUCACAGAUGAAGAUAUUUUUUCCCAGUGUUGUUGUUGUCAAACCAAGCAGCUCACGAAAUUCUAGUAUUGAGGCUUACAUACUGUGCAGGAACUACACACCACCUGAAGGCUACAAACCAACUAUGCUAAAUCCGUUACUUACACAAACAGAUUGUGACUUCAGGUCUCUCACUGAAGUUAACCGUGCUAUUGUUCCUUUUCUAAGCUGUGGAGAUUUGAAUCUGUACUGACAGACAUCACUCAUUGGGAGAAGAACUGUCAAAUUUCAAGAAGAAGUAUAGCUUGUUGUUAUGGCUACUUCAUAAUAGUGACAGUAGCGAAAUGCAUCAAACAAGAAAAGUCCAGGAUGAAAUAACAACAAUAUGGAAAGGAUAGAUUGCUGCUCACCACAUAGAGGAGGCAAUGUGUCACAGACAGGUACAGUGAAAAAGACUGCUGAAGCACCUCUGUGUGCCAAAUGAAGAAUGACUUACCUGCAGUUGCAACUGUCCUUACUGGCUGCUUGUUACUUAAAUAACUUCAGUUGUGGGUGGUGUUAGAACCUCACAUGGCCUCCAACAAACAUUUACUAAGUGUUAAUUACACUGAUAUAGUGUCAGUGAUUUUUGUUUCAGGUUGCAGUUGUUUAUUCUGUGCAGAAACAUAAUGAUUGAAAUAUAUUACUUGUUUCUUAGAAAGGUAUUUUAUCUUGUAGUGUAAAUUUUGUCAUUACUUUGAUGCAGUAAGUGUACCUGUGGAGAAAGUUCCAGAAAGCUUGCAGUUCUUGUGGUAGAAAUACAAAUUCUUCCAAAAAAUCCAUUUUGUAAUAUUUGUAUGCAAUACAGCGAUUGAACUGGAGUCACUCUGCCAUCUCUUUUAUUCACAUCAUGUGGCAGAAUGAUAUUGAAUGUUUCCAACGACUCGGACAGUGUUUGAAUACAUGAGGUUAACGGUUUCUGAUAUAUGCUAAGUUCACUACUGAACUAUAAAUUUUGAACAGAAUGGUGUAAUUUCUUGUGAAUUGACUGUGCAGCAUGUGUUUCUGUAAUCCCAAAUGGUACCAAAACAAAUGUAUGUUACACUUUUAAUGACAAGUUGUGUUUGCAAUAAAAUGCAUUUUAAUGA